UCUUCUUCUUCUCCGAUACCGGCCACCGCACCUUGCUCCCGCCGCCGCCGCUGCCACCCGCAGGUGAUGCGAUGGAUCCGACCACUGCUACCAUGACACCACUUUCCUCGGGGAGGCACCGCAGCCCUAAGGCGAAGCGGCGGCGGCACGCGGCGCCGCAGCCUCUGGGAGACGUCACCAACCUCCUCAUCCCGACCAACCCUACCACCAGCCCGCUCCCCUCCGACUCCGCCUGCUGCUCCAUGUCUUCCUCGCUCACUCCCGUCUCCAAGCCUUCUUCCGCCGCCGCGAGUGAGGAGCGUAGCUUCGUUAAAUCGACCAUCUCCACCGUGUAUACAAGCACAAGGCGCAAAACCACCGAGAAGAUACCAUUCCGUGCCGGAACAGCAAGGAGCUGCCCCCCUCCAGACACCGUAGCAAGGACAAACAGUAGGAAAACCUCCAUGGCUCAGGGUACUCGGCCUAUUUCAUCCUCAGCUCCUUGUCAUCGAUCUAAAAAGGACAAGAGCACAAGGAUGCCGAUUACGUCUUUCUAUAAACCUGUACUGCCAGAAGAUUUUGUCAAGAAACAGAGAGCAUACUUCGAGGAGAUUGAUGCCUUUGAACUGCCAGAGGAGGAGGCCUCAGGGACUGACCUGGAGUGAAAACUCGAGUUAAAUCAGUGCAGCUAGCUUGUGUGAAAUUACUAGAAUGUAUGACGACACUACCUGUACAGAAGUAUAAUCGUAUAGUUCUACAACAAUGUAGUUGUGAGUUAUAACCCGUGUAACAUAGUCAUCACCAGUCAUAGCCCUACUGACGUUCGCUUUGUCUGCUUAUAGUUGUACAGUAUCAGGCACUCCGUACUGACUACUGAAAUGUCAAGAUGAGACCGGUGUUUUCACCGUUCGGCCUAAAUAUAGGCUAUGAUCUUUGUUUUGUCUGGAAGUAACUGAGGG
This is a messenger RNA of Oryza brachyantha (malo sina), 938 nucleotides long. RefSeq lists its product as uncharacterized. The transcript has 4 exons. The record is from RefSeq and is a predicted model, not a curated record. The coding region runs from base 72 to 644 and encodes 190 amino acids. NCBI's taxonomy places the organism in Eukaryota, Viridiplantae, Streptophyta, Magnoliopsida, Poales, Poaceae.